Messenger RNA from Lutzomyia longipalpis, 741 nucleotides. RefSeq lists its product as uncharacterized. The transcript is spliced from 3 exons. Bases 1 to 741 code for a protein of 246 amino acids. Lineage: Eukaryota; Metazoa; Arthropoda; Insecta; Diptera; Psychodidae. The record is from RefSeq and is a predicted model, not a curated record.
AUGUGCGUGUUUAGGUGGAAGGUGUUUGUGAUUAUCAGUUCGUGUAUCUUCUUUAGGAUAAUCUUGGGCAGUACUGUACCACUUGGGAGUCCAAUGAGUGUUGAACGUCCGAAACUUUUGGGUAUUCUGCCAACAGUGAGAUUUUGCUUUAGACAAAAUGAAAUUGGUAACUGCUUGAAGAAUUAUGCCAUUGAGAGGCUGGAAAAUGCAAUUGAAAGUGAUAAACCCUAUGUCAUCAAUGAGUUCAUCUCAAUAAAUCGUGAUCCCGCAUAUCAGCGUGAUCUUGGGUCAGGCGAAAAGGAAAGGAGUCUCAAUCAGAUUCUCUUUUCGCGAAUUCGAGACUUUCUUUCCUCACGGUUAAUCAGCAUUAAGUUCACGCCAAAAUUCAUGGAGGAAGGAAGAAAAAAGAAAGGCGGAGGAAAGCAUGGAAUGAUGUUUGGGGGAUUCGCAAUGAUGGGAAUGAUGUUGCACAUGAUUCUGGGAAAACUUGGCUUCCUUGCUGGAGCUGCACUUCUCAUGGCCAAAUUAUCCCUCUUCAUAUCUCUCCUGGGCUCCAUGAAGAAAUUAAUCGGCGGAGGAGGUGCUAGCGAUAGUCACGUAGUCGUCACUGAUCACGGUCACGGUCAUGGAGGUGGAUACGGUGGAAAUGGUUGGCAACGAAGCAUCAAUUCGCGGACGCCCGAUGAAGAUCAGCAAUUGCCCUACAAAGGCUACACAUCCAGUGAAUUGGCCGGCGUGUAA